CUAGUUUUUUUUUCUGUUUAGUGUUUUCGAUAAUGUAAUGAUUCCGCAAAAUAUAUCUGAUGAUGAUUUAAAUUUGAAGAACUUUCGUUCUUCCGAGAGAAAAAUCCAUGCGGAAUUCUAUAUGGAGACCUGAGCUGAAGAGAUAUUAUAGUUUGUUUUAAUAUUUUAUUUCAUUUUGUACGUGGUGUGUUUUAUUGAUUGAAUAUUUAUCCUGUUUGCCUCUGAGGAUGAUUGAAAAUGAAAACUUUCGUUCUUCCGAGAAAAUCCAUGCGGAAAAUUUCUGGAGACCUGAACUGAAGAGGUUUUUGUUGGGGUUACCAAGAGAUUACACUGAAAGAUUUCGUAGUUGAAAAUGAGUCGACCGAUGGAAGAAGAUACUGUGAAGAAUGAAGAAGAGGAAUUUAACACCGGGCCACUAUCGGUUCUGAUGAUGAGCGUUAAAAACAACACUCAGGUUCUCAUCAACUGUCGAAACAACAAAAAACUCCUAGGCCGAGUGAGAGCUUUCGACCGCCACUGCAACAUGGUUCUGGAAAAUGUCAGGGAAAUGUGGACCGAGGUGCCGAAAACCGGGAAAGGCAAGAAGAAGGCAUUGCCGGUUAACAAGGAUAGAUUCAUCAGCAAGAUGUUUCUGAGGGGAGAUUCUGUUAUUAUUGUUCUUAGGAAUCCCAAGUAAGUUUAGCAUAGCCUGUGCUCCCAGUUGUUGAACUUCUGUAGUUGUCUGUAUUCAACAAUGGAAAACAUCUUGCCUUGUU
Messenger RNA from Hibiscus syriacus, 755 nucleotides. Its product is annotated as small nuclear ribonucleoprotein Sm D2-like. NCBI's taxonomy places the organism in Eukaryota, Viridiplantae, Streptophyta, Magnoliopsida, Malvales, Malvaceae. Gene Ontology annotation, biological process: RNA splicing; spliceosomal snRNP assembly. Bases 353 to 676 code for a protein of 107 amino acids. Gene Ontology annotation, molecular function: RNA binding. The record is from RefSeq and is a predicted model, not a curated record. The transcript has 6 exons. Gene Ontology annotation, cellular component: catalytic step 2 spliceosome; U5 snRNP; U4/U6 x U5 tri-snRNP complex.